Messenger RNA from Scedosporium apiospermum, 2055 nucleotides. Its product is annotated as C6 zinc finger domain protein. The record is from RefSeq and is a predicted model, not a curated record. Gene Ontology annotation, biological process: DNA-templated transcription; positive regulation of transcription from RNA polymerase II promoter by galactose. The transcript has 4 exons. Lineage: Eukaryota; Fungi; Ascomycota; Sordariomycetes; Microascales; Microascaceae. Gene Ontology annotation, molecular function: RNA polymerase II cis-regulatory region sequence-specific DNA binding; zinc ion binding; DNA-binding transcription factor activity, RNA polymerase II-specific. Gene Ontology annotation, cellular component: nucleus. Bases 1 to 2055 code for a protein of 684 amino acids.
AUGAUAAAGCCGGAUCCGAACAGAACACCAAAGGCGUGCGAGCCGUGCCGUCGGCGUAAGGUGAAAUGCGACGGCCAGAAGCCGUGCCGGCUCUGCCACGACAACCCCCUAGCAUGUGUGUACCGCCUGAAGGCCCGGAGCCAUAUUCGCCGGCCCGCGUCAAUUUCUCCGACGGCCGACAGCAACGCGGCCGGCCAGUCCAGGCGGCCACCGACGCCUAGUGCUGCUGCUGCUGCUCCUGCUGCUGCCGCGCAGGAUGCUGCUGGCUCCCGCAGGUACAAUGAGAGCGUUGUUGCUGUCCACCGCGCUCCCAAGUCAACCGACAGCUCCCAGCUAUUCUACGGAUCGUCAUCCAACUUCGCCUUCCUGCAGCAUAUCCAUCGGACUAUCAUCUCCUACGCCCUCCCCGCACACGCCCACAGUGGUUCGGAAGAGAAAGAUGCGGGCGAGGACGACUCGGGGCUAGACACGUUCAUGCAGAGGAACGUCUUCUUCGGGGUUCCUCUCAAGGUCAACCCCGUGUCCGUUGCCCGGUUCGAUGCCCGCUCGGCCUUGACUGACCUCGUGCAAAAACCUGCUGCCGUGUCCUACCUCGACAACUUCAAGACCGCCAGCUUGCAUCUCCUCCCAUUCAUCACGGCCUCGUCGCUAGACCAUCUCCUGGAUCGCAUGUAUUCGCCCGAGAUAGCCGACGCGCAUAUGAUACCUCCAAGAUGGGCCAUAAUGCUCAUGAUCUUGGCAAUUGGCGCCCUAAGCACAACGCAGACCGAGGUUGCCGACACGCUCUUCCUGGCAGCCAAGCGCGAGGCUGCCAUCUACGAGGAUUCCGUGACGCUACCCAUGAUUCAACUUUCCCUGCUGAUGGCCGACUACCAGCUUAACAUGGGCCGGCCCAGCUCGGGAUACCUACACAUAGGCAAUGCCUGUCGAAAGGGACUGGCCAUGGGUCUCAACAACGUCGCAGCCAACAGUGUCUCUCACGAGGUGGAGGAACGCAACUCCACUCUGUGGUGCUUGUACUUUUUUGAGACGUGGUUGUCUUUGACCGUAGGCCGGAAGAGCAUCAUCAGGCGCAAGAACAUCGGCUGCCCUUUUCCCACUGGACAACCCGUCCUGGUGCAUCUCUGCCAUCUAGCCGCCAUCGCGGAAGACAUGGCUGGAUCCUUGUACAGUGGUAUGUCCGACUCUCUCUGGCAGCUGCAUGAGAUAGCCGACCAGAUUCUUCAACGUCUUCGACAAUGGAGCCAGACUGUAGGCAUCGGGCGUUCGUGUCGUCGUCAGGAGACGUCGGAUAAGCCAAUGGCCAAGUUGACGCUGCACUGCGUAUACUUCCAUCUCCUUCACACAACCUUCCGGCCGUUCCUCAUCGCCGAGUCCAUGCUGCAGGCAAGCAGUGGAAGGAAUGAAUUCCACGACCUUUGGUUCCGACAGGCAUGUAGGAAUGCCACCGACGCGGCGGUAGACUCCAUUGUCUUUAUGAAUGCCACGUUCCAAAAUAGUGACUUGAUAAAGGCCCGCCGCUACGACUCAUUCUUCGUCGAGGCAUGUUGCUCUGUUCUCCUCCUCGACUCGCUGAGCCAUCCAUCAAAGCACCCCAACAAUGUCGUCUACAUAAACCAAGCUCUGGAAUGCCUUCAGCGCAUGACGGCCGACGAGCCUGUCACGAACGUCAUCGCCUCGAUCCAGCAGAUCCUGAACGCCGUGCAGCUCUCCAUCGCGCGAGAGGCAACCGCUCUAUCCAUGGGAGGUGCUGCAACCCAGCAGCUCUCGUCAUUGCCGAGCGACGAGAAUUCGCUGGCCCAAGUUAAUGCACCUGGCGAAGUCCCGCCUCUAGACCGUACACCCUCGUAUGCCACAGACGAACCCAUUUUCCUGCGUGAAUCUGGCAUGCCCUCAGUCGAUGAUGCAUCCUCCCGAGGAUUCACUGAUUCGGUCGUAUCUCGAAAUCCGUCGCCGGCGGUAACCCAAGAUUGGCCUCCGUUCAAUUUUGACGUUGUCACGACUGACCUAUUUAAAUUUUUCCCCAAGGACGUGGGCGGCUUGUCGGAGCAUUGA